Molecule: messenger RNA, 1086 nt
Organism: Durotheca rogersii
Lineage: Eukaryota; Fungi; Ascomycota; Sordariomycetes; Xylariales; Xylariaceae
Product: FAD/NAD(P)-binding domain-containing protein
Exons: 3
Coding region: 1-1086 (361 amino acids)
Source: RefSeq, a predicted model, not a curated record
AUGUUUUCGCCGAAAAUCGCUAUUAUAGGAGCCGGGCCAGCUGGUUGUAUGCUAGGGCGUGUUUUGUCGCCGUCCGACAUCCCCUUCACAAUCUACGAGAGCGAGGCGGGCCCCAACUAUUACUCACAAGGGGGCACGUUAGGGCUACACCCCCAGACUGGUCUGACAGCCGUGAAGGAAUCCGAAUUAUGGGCAGAGUUCGAAAAACACCUCCGCUUCGAUAGCGACUACGUCUUGAUUUCGGACAAGAACCUCAAGCCCAUGGUCCUAGCAAGAAGCCGAUGGGGCUAUCGUCUACAGCGCGUUGAAGGAGACGGCAGCUUGGUCUUCGAGCACGUAACCGAGUCUGGGUUUGACCUCAUCGUCGGCUGUGAGGGAGGCUGGAGCAAAGUUCGAGGCUACGUCGCCCCGGCGGCCAAACCUGGCUAUACUGGUAUAGGACACCAUCGGCUCGCGAUACCGGAUGCGGAGCGUACUGCCCCGGAUCUUUGCAAGAUCGUUAACCGUGGCCAAGCGUCGACCCGUUCGGAAAACUGGACGCAAACAUGCGGAUACAACCCCCAUAACAUCGAGCAAGUGAGGAAGGCGAUUCUGGAGGACAUGUAUGAUUGGAGUCCACAGCUUCGUGAAGCUAUCGAGAAGGCUGGAGACGGGGUAUGUGAUCCGAAAAAUAUCUACGCGCUUCUGGUUGGUUUGCGCUGGCAGCACCGUCGCGGCGCGACGAUUAUCGGCGACGCAGCGCAUUUGACGGCCCCUUUUGCGGAGGAGGGGGUCGACGUCGCACUCGAUGACGCACGUAGACUCGGAGCCGCGAUCGUCAAAGCGAUCCAGGCAGGCGGUGAGCAAGACGAACUCGAUAGGGAGGUGCGGGCGUCCGAGGAGGAAAUGUUCGCGCGCAUGGAGAUAUACCAGCGGCAGACGGAUGAGAUCACGGCGCUGUGGUUUUUUAGCGAAGGGAGCAUGAGGCAAGUCAUGCCAAAAGUAAUCUUAACCUACGCCAAAGACCGGGUGCCCACGAUGUUGGUCCCUUUGGCCUGGGGGCUCGUUCCUUCGUGGUGGGCCAUCAAGACAAGGCUUUCCGGCUAG